AUGUCCAUGAUCAAGCUGCUGCCUGCUGGCAGCAUCGUCUCUGCAACCGAUCGUCUAACCAUUCAUGCCUCUAAAGACUUUAAUCCCGCUGUUAAAUCGCUUGUUGAUACGCAUCCAUUCAACUCUUCAGUCCGUCUGUUUCUGCCAUCUACCAGUCUCGAUAACUCUUCCUUGGCUCUGCAACUGCCCGACUCCAUCCCAUAUUACCAUGCAAGACUCCCGCUGUCCUUUUUCAUCUCAUCCGAGUUUAUCGAUUCACACAUCAAGUCAGGCUCAUGCAUUGCUUCCAGUAUAGAUACUAGAAUCGAUGUGGACGACUGUGUUGCAUUGAUCGAGCCUGGCCAUUUAGUUCUCUCACUUACAAAAGAUACCUAUGAAAGUGCUGGGCUUACUGGUCACAAAUGCAAAACUGAUCCAACUAAAUCUAGAUAUGGUGCAUCAUCAUUGAUUCAAACAAAACAGAUUGUGUUUCCAAUGGAUGCUCAAGUCAAGGAACUGUUCAUCUCGCGUCAAAUGAUGCAUAUGAACAAUAUCUAUAUUCCAGAUUUGUCCACUGGUCUUGUUCCAGGAUUCGAUUCUUCAGAUGAUGAUUCCUCUAGGAUUGCCAUAGAGCUAUUAGAAUGGGUCGGCAUGGCGAGUAUUCGAUCACAAAGAUUGUCUGCAACAGAUAGCGUUGAUUCGUUUAUAGCCAUGGUUGGAUUGUACGAACCCUCUGUUUUGGGUGAUUUGGUAAUGAUCACGUACAAGGGCUUCAUUCCUCCAUUAUUCAUUUCUAGAAUUGUGGAUGCUGCAGACCAAUGCAUUUCAAAAAGUAUAACAGAGAUAUCGAAAUCUACAGCAUGGGUCGCACUCCAUGUUGCAGGAGAUAUUCAUGCACCUGUAUCGUGGAAUCAUCGCAAUCAUAGUAUACUUGCAGGUGGUAUCAAUGACUAUAUGCUUAUUUUUACCCACAAAUCAAUAGCCACUACUUCGUGUAUAUCAUAUACGAUGGAAUCUCUUGUCGCUCAUAAAUAA
This is a messenger RNA of Batrachochytrium dendrobatidis JAM81, 1014 nucleotides long. RefSeq lists its product as uncharacterized. The transcript has 5 exons. The record is from RefSeq and is a predicted model, not a curated record. Bases 1 to 1014 code for a protein of 337 amino acids. Gene Ontology annotation, cellular component: multimeric ribonuclease P complex; ribonuclease MRP complex. Gene Ontology annotation, biological process: tRNA 3'-end processing; tRNA 5'-leader removal; endonucleolytic cleavage in ITS1 to separate SSU-rRNA from 5.8S rRNA and LSU-rRNA from tricistronic rRNA transcript (SSU-rRNA, 5.8S rRNA, LSU-rRNA). Gene Ontology annotation, molecular function: ribonuclease P activity; ribonuclease MRP activity. NCBI's taxonomy places the organism in Eukaryota, Fungi, Chytridiomycota, Chytridiomycetes, Rhizophydiales.